UGUCCUUGGAGAACAAGUUCAAGCUGACUCCAGAACCUUCCAUACACCCUUUGUUAUCCACAUUUUACCAGAACUUUCCAGAUUCUCUCCACUAUAUAUAAGAGCCUCCUCUCCCAUUUUGUUUCCUCAAUCAAAAUUUCAUCCAACUAACAAAAAAACCAGUAUUAAUUCAUUGAAUUGCAUUCAUUUUAAUAUUUUGAUUGAUCGAAGAUGCCGAUGCGACCAACAGGCGGAUUGAAACAAGAUUGGGAUCCAAUCGUGCUGCACAAGCCAAAGAUGAAGGCACAAGACCUGAAGGAUCCGAAAGUUGUGAACCAGGCAUUGCGAACUGGAGCACAAGUUCAAACGGUGAAGAAAUUCGACGGUGGAUUGAACAAGAAGGCGGCGAUGGCGGCAGUUAAUGUAAGGAAGCUAGAUGAGGCGGCGGAACCAGCGGCACUUGAGAAAGUGCCAGUAGAUGUGAGGCAAGCGAUACAGAAAGCGAGGAUUGAGAAGAAGAUGAGCCAAGCUGAUCUAGCGAAGAAGAUUAAUGAAAGGACGCAAGUUGUUGCGGAGUAUGAGAAUGGUAAGGCGGUGCCUAAUCAACUUGUGUUGGGGAAAAUGGAGAAAGUGCUUGGUGUUAAACUUAGAGGUAAAAUUCACAAGUCAUGAAAAGUAUAGUUUAAUUUGUGUGGAAAUGGAAAGGCUAUAGUUGUUCUUGUAUAGAUGUGAAGGAUCUCAGUGUUUUCUAAUUUGUUUUUAGAAAAUUAAUAGUGAUAUGUUAUUUUUAGAUUGUGUUGUUGCUCUCAGACAA
Messenger RNA from Solanum stenotomum, 793 nucleotides. RefSeq names its product multiprotein-bridging factor 1c. Lineage: Eukaryota; Viridiplantae; Streptophyta; Magnoliopsida; Solanales; Solanaceae. The record is from RefSeq and is a predicted model, not a curated record. Gene Ontology annotation, cellular component: nucleus. The transcript has a single exon. The coding region runs from base 211 to 651 and encodes 146 amino acids. Gene Ontology annotation, molecular function: DNA binding.